UGCACUGACCGAGUCAUCAUAUAACUCGAAUACACCAGUCAGCAGUGUAAAGCAAGAAAGAGAGCCGAGAAGACAAAGUUCGAUCAUGGUGACCAAGUCUACGCGAACAAUUUAAAACCACUUUUUUUGCGUGUAAAUUUGGCAGUUUAAAGCUUGUACCUCUCCCGGAAUAAUGGUCCAAAUUUAGGCCCGGCAACAAUGCAGCAGCUUGCAAACCGCUAUUGCAGCAGCAACACCAACUGAUAGAAACAAGCGAAAAUCGCACCAGCAUUAGGGUCACAUCCGGCGCAUCCGUGUCCGGAGCAAACGCACCGUUUCCUGUUCCGUGCAAUCGAGGCAUAAGAUGUCCAAUUCCGUCUGCGACGAGCAGAAGCAGCAGCCGCAUUCAAGCUCGAUCCCCGCAGCUUCAGCUACUGAGCUUUCGUCAUCGGCGUCGGCAGCACAGCCACCAGAGGCAGUAGACUCACCGGCAAUCAUUGAAACAACCUCGUUGGAAGGGCACGCCAAGCCUCCACUGGCAACCGGCGAGGACGAUUCCACUAUAAGUAGUAGCACAAAUUCAGCCAACAUUCCAGCGGUCACCGUGACUGCAAUCGAUAAUCGUCCGGUGGUCGCAUCUACGGCAACUGCGGUUCAGCAACCGGCACUUCCGGUCGUGGUCGAAAGGCAAACCUCGAUCAGUUCCGCCGAAGGAAGCAUGUCGACCGGAGCUGGAGGUGGUCCUAGUGGUAGCGGCUUUCGGGCUUCUUUCAACGGGCGAGUUCCGUUUGCGAGAAUCCUAUCUACCGGAAGUGGUGGUGCAGGUGGUAGUGGCGAACGACGUGGUGCCAGUGGUGUGGACCCGACGGGACGUGUCUCAGGAAAUCUAAGCAAUAAUCUGUUGAAUGACAUAUUUGCCUUUGUGCAGCAAGCACGCAACCCCAACAGUCUGUUCUCGUCCGAGCGACGAAGUCUGUUCCUGCAGGGAGGUCGCUCUGUUUCUCACAAUGUACCGGGUUCUAGUUCACCGCCGAUAAUCGGCCAUCAUGGUGUCACCGGAAAUCCUACGGAUGUCGUAAUCGACCUGGACAAUGCGACUGGGACGUCGCUGCGAUCGUCCAACAAUGAGAUAUAUCCAAUUUCAACCUCUUCAUCGAUAGCAAGCGGAAUUCGACCAACCUCGUGGGUUCAGAAUAAUGCUGCCGAAGAGGAAAUCGUUGCCGGUCGAUCGUCCAUGAUGCCCAAUUUUAACUAUCACCACCAUCAUCAUCAUUUCCACAAUCAUCAGCCACUCUCCACGGUCCAUCAACACCACACCCAACAAUCCACAACCGGACUGCAAAGCCAACCUUCUUCUCUUGGAACAAUCGGAGGAACGUCCUCAGCCGCUCAGGCCAUGGCCGGUGCCAGUGUUGGAGAUCAGCAACAACCCACGACGCCUACCAAUCCAAAUCCCAACAACGGCACGCGCAGCAACAGUGUCAGCUCCAACCAGCCAAACGACGAAGCCACGGUUCAUGAAGCCUUCAAUCAAAUCCCCGAAGCGCGCGCCAUGAUGGACACCUUCGCCCGCUACAUCCCACUGCUGUUUAUCCUUGUAACAAAACUAUGCUACGACCAUCUAGAUGGAAUCAUCCACUUCUUGGCACUGCUCAUGACCUUCUCCCACGCCAACUGGGUCGUCCGGCAGGAAAUCUCCAAACAAGGCCAGAAAAAAAUCUGGGUGCUACUGCGAGAAAUGAUCUUCAUCUCGGUCGCCUUGGCCGUCGUCGGAUUUGUCCUGGAGCGUAAAAACAUCUUCCUCAGCAUCAUGUUCAUGCCGGACCUAUCGGAACCUCAAAGCCUCAAAUCGCUCCUGUUCUCCGUCUGCAUGUCCGACCUGGUCCUAAAACUGCUUACAAUCGUCGUUAAAAUUGUCAUCACCCUAAUGCCACCUAGCGUUAUCGAGUACAAAAGUCGGGGCAAAAUCUAUCUGAUGGCCGAGUCGCUCUCGCAGCUGUACCGAUCGGCCGCCCCCAUCCAGCCGUGGCUAAUCUUCCUGUUCGAGUCAUACUCCGGCUCGGAGAAGAUCGUCGGCGUGAUCCUGUCGGCGGUCUACAUGGUGGCCAAGUCGUCGGACCUGCUCGAUCGGAUCAAGUUCUGCAAACGGUCCGUCAUCAAGCUGCUACAAAAGACGAGCUACGGAACGAUCCCGUCGAAGGAGCAGCUGCAGGCUUGCGGUGGCCAGUGCCCAAUCUGUCACGACAAUUUCAACAGUCCCGUGCUGCUCGAGUGUAAUCACAUCUUCUGCGAGCUGUGCGUGGGCACCUGGUUCGAUCGGGAGCAAACGUGUCCGCUGUGCCGGGCCAAGAUCGUGGACGAUCCGUCCUAUCGGGAUGGAGCGACCACGUUCUUCCUGCAGCUCUACUAGAAACAAAAAGAACCCAAGUCGACUAGACUUAGACGAGUGUCAUCUUGUGUUUAUGUUUGAUGAUUCUGUGUUUUUUGUCAAUGCUUGCUGGGACGACGAUGACGAGUGUGAAAGUGCGUGUAUCAAGUGUGCGCAGCCUACUGCGCGAUUGUUUUUUUGGCACGUGGAAUAUGUGAUUUGAUUGGAAGCUCAAAAUUUACAGCUUCUCGCAUGCGAAAGGACGAGAGUGGGGUUGCGCAAGGGAUAACCUUCUUGGGGUUUAAUGCAGAGUUGAUUUGUAAAAAAAUAACAAUAAACAAAUUUUAUAUAGUUUAACAAACAUUCAACACAAAGCAUAUUAUUCCAAAAAAAAAACAGUGUUACAGAAAAAAAAGAAAUCACAGGUUUAUAUUAUAGUGACAAGCAAGUUUUCUUUUGUGUUAACAAAAAUAUCAUAUUAAGCUACUAUAGCAGGAAAAGCGACUAAGAAUGUUGAAAAAGGAACGCGCGAGUGUGUACGUGUGGGUGCGUGAAUGUGAGUCAACGACUGUUUUAAUAAGGACGUGCGCGCGAACGGACAAAGAAACAGAAGAAACGUUUGUGAACGACAUGUGAAUUGCUGUGACAGUGCGGUGAAGAAAAUAACAGCAAACAUAACAAGUUAAAGGAAAACUAAAAUCUAUGAGUAACAAUAUGUUUAUUAUUUUGCAAAUAAAAGAAAAUAUUAAUAGUUUCGAUAUUGUUAGCUAUGAA
This is a messenger RNA of Culex quinquefasciatus (southern house mosquito), 3121 nucleotides long. RefSeq names its product RING finger and transmembrane domain-containing protein 2. The transcript is spliced from 4 exons. The record is from RefSeq and is a predicted model, not a curated record. Gene Ontology annotation, biological process: positive regulation of ERAD pathway. Gene Ontology annotation, molecular function: ubiquitin protein ligase activity. Bases 344 to 2389 code for a protein of 681 amino acids. NCBI's taxonomy places the organism in Eukaryota, Metazoa, Arthropoda, Insecta, Diptera, Culicidae.